Molecule: messenger RNA, 1567 nt
Organism: Lemur catta (Ring-tailed lemur)
Lineage: Eukaryota; Metazoa; Chordata; Mammalia; Primates; Lemuridae
Gene: ERP27
Product: endoplasmic reticulum protein 27
Exons: 7
Coding region: 101-922 (273 amino acids)
Biological process (GO): protein folding; response to endoplasmic reticulum stress
Cellular component (GO): endoplasmic reticulum
Source: RefSeq, a predicted model, not a curated record
CACUAACAGGCCCACAGCCAAUUAGCUACAAAGUGGGCCUCCCUGAAUCGUCACUCCAAAACACGAAGUUCAGGGUCGGAGCAGGAGCAGGAGAGGAACAAUGGAAGCUGCCCAGCUUACAUGCCUGUUUCUCCUACUUCUUUUCACAUGUGAGCUGCUGCCAGAAGUUCUUGCAGAAGUUGAGAAAUCCUCAGAUGGUCCUGGUGCUACCCAGGAACCCACGUGGCUCACAGAUGUCCCAGCUGCCAUGGAAUUCAUCGCUGCUGCCGAGGUGGCUGUCCUAGGCUUCUUCCAGGAUUUAGAGAUACCAGCAGUGUCUGUAUUCCGCAGCAUGGUACAGACAUAUCCAGACGUGUCAUUUGGAAUCAGCACUGACUCUGAGGUCCUAACCCACUACAACAUCUCUGGGAACAGCAUCUCCCUCUUCCGUCUUGUGGAUAAUGAACAACUGGAUUUAGAGGGAGAAGACAUUGAAAGCAUUGAUGCCACCAAAUUAAGCCAUUUCAUUGAGAUCAACAGCCUCUACUUGGUGACAGAGUACAACCCUGCGACUGUGAUUGGCCUGUUUAACAGCGUGAUUCAGAUUCAUCUCCUCCUGCUGAUGAGCAAGGCCUCCCCAGAGUACGAAGAGAGCAUGCACAGAUACCAGAAGGCAGCGCAGCUCUUCCAGGGAAAGAUUCUCUUUAUUCUGGUGGACAGCGGUCUGCAGGAAAAUGGGAAGGUGAUAUCGUUUUUCAAACUAAACAAGUCUCAACUGCCAGCUUUGGCAAUCUACCGCACUCUGGAUGACCAGUGGGACUCACUGCCCAUAGCAGAAGUCUCAGUAGAGCACGUGCAAAACUUUUGCAAUGGAUUCCUCCAAGGGAAAUUGUUGAGAGAAAAUCGUGAAUCAGAAGGAAAGACUCCAAAGGUGGAACUCUGAUUUUCCCUGAUACGUGUGCAUAUCGCCAAGUAUCCACUUUAUGCUGAAUCAAAGGGGGCAACUCAGACCUCAGAGACACUGAGCAAUAGGGUCGCCAGGUUUGCCGACCACACACACACACACACACACACUCACCCCUCCAUUUUGUUCCUUAAAAUCUCAUUUAGUCUCCUUCUUUCUAUUAAAUUUCCUAUACUCUCUCACUCCCCACCCACGUUCCCAUUAUGCAUUCAUACUGUGUAGGACCACCUAUAAUACCACUAGAUCUAGGCUCUAAGAGAAAUAUUGCUCUGAGAAGGAGAGGCAUCCUUAGAGAGAUUGUCCUGAUGGGUCAUUUAAUACUGAGUGAGUACGCUGCACAUGACUUACACACAGCUUAGUUUCUGCUCCUUUAGGGCUACCUAAGGGGUGAAACUCUACCAUCCUUCACAAGCACAUGUUCCUCUCCGACUCAGGGCCAAGAACAAAAAGAUGGUUUUAAACACCUUUCUGAAAUCGUCUUUUUGCCAGAAGUUAAAUGAUGUCUCCAGGUCUCUGAAUCAGCAGAAGCAGACCAUGUAAAAACUCUGUGCUGGUCUAGCGUUUCCAACUCCCCAUGUGAAUCAACAACCCGCAUAAUAAAUAAAAGGCAAUAAUGUUACAGGA